Molecule: messenger RNA, 3383 nt
Organism: Apis mellifera (honey bee)
Lineage: Eukaryota; Metazoa; Arthropoda; Insecta; Hymenoptera; Apidae
Product: DNA ligase 1
Exons: 7
Coding region: 51-3158 (1035 amino acids)
Source: RefSeq, a predicted model, not a curated record
UUUAGAGUCGGUUCAAUGUUACAAGCUAACGAAACUGUUACGAAGACAGGAUGCGAGGGGGGCCCGAGGAAGAGGCGGCCGAGAGGAAACGGUGGAUCGAGGCGGAGCAGAAGAAAAUCAAUGAUAGCGUGCUCGCCCUGAUAAACAAAAGGAAGCAGUGCAAACCGGUCGAGACGUCCGAAAAGGAGGCGGAGGAUAAGAAAAGGACGAAGGAGGACGAAGAAGUAGCCACGACCACGGUUGUCUGCACGAGCGACGAACUGCUCACUCUGGAGAGGAAGAAAAAGUUGGAGGUGUCCUCAUCCUCCGACAGCUCCUCCGCGUCCUCGUCGUCGGGCGAAGAGGAGGAUGACGCGGCGACGCAAAAAUCGAGGAUCGAGGAAAGCGGCGGCGGAGGAGGGACGGCGGAGGAAGGGGGGGAAGAAGCUUCUUCGCCCGAUCGAGGCGACGAAAUUUUGUUACCCUGGAAAACUCAGGUUCCCGCUCGUAGGAGCGUUAAAAAGUUGGUGGAGGUGAUAGAGGAGGACGCGAAGGAAUUCGUGGCCGGCGAUACGAUGGGAAUUUUGGAAGAACGAAAUGGAAAGAUCGAUGAUCCACCGACGAUCGAUCGCGAGAUGAUUGCAGGGAACGAGAACGAGAUCAUUCCAUCCUGUUCCGAGGAGGAAGGAAAGUUUAAAAGUGUCUCGGUUUCUUGCAACAUUUUGAACACGAGGAGCGAUGAGAGGAGGAGGGAGGAUAACGUCGAAUAUCCGUCCAAAGAUAUCCUCGACAAUUAUCGAAGAAAGGACGAUCCGCAUCCUUUGAGCGGGCAGUUGAGCAGUAUCAGGGAGGACAUGAAGGAGUUCUGCGUCGAAAUGGACAAAUUCGUGGAGAGGAACAAGUUUGUGGUCAAAGAUAGCGAUAAAACGAAAAAGGGGGAGUCGUCGGUGGGCGAGGAGAAAGAUUCGUGCAAAUGGUGGGACACGAAGGAGAGGAAGUUGAAGGUGAAAGAGAUCUUGAGGCAGAGAGAGGAAGCGGAGAGAUCGAAAAUUGUCAAGAGGGUCGAAAUUGUCGAGGUUGAUAAAGAAGAAGAAAAAGAAGAGGAAAAAGGAGAAGAAGAAGAAGAAGAAGAAGAAGCUUCGAGGAAUGUUAAAGAAGUGGUUAAAGACGAGAAGAACGUUCCAUCUUGCCAAGGUGUGUACGAUCUGUUGAAUCUGAAGAAGUGUCCUGAAAUUUUGUUGAAGGAUGUGAAAGCUCGGGUUAAAACCGACGAAGACGAUGCUGCCACGUUGAAAUGCGAAUCCGUUAAAAACGACAACAGCAAGGAUCGCCUCUCGGGAUUGUACAAUUCGUUGUUCAACGAGAUGAAUUAUAGAAGCGGGGUCGAGAAAAAUCGAUCGAGGAAAUCGCUCAGUUCCCAAGAAUUGUUGACGUUGGAGAAAAUAGACGAAACAGCCGAGGAAACAACGCGGUCCGCGAGUUGUAUCGACAUAAUUUCCUCGGAUGUUGAUAAUUCAGAGAUGAUCAGCGUUAAGAGCGAGCCUGUUGGUAUAAAAAUCGUGGAAGCAAGCAACGUGACCGCCCUAAAUUCCACCGACGACGAGGUGUCGGACAGCGAGUCUGUUAAAACGAUAAUUAACAAUUACGAUAAGCCGAGAGGAAUAUACGAAGAGGUGAACGCGAGUACGAGCCAGGAUAUGCCAGGGGAGCGAGGGGAAAAUAAUUGUGGAUGGGACAAGCCUGAUAAUGCGAAGAAAAUUGUCGAAGAUAACGAUGAGAUCCAAUCGUCGGAGGAGAAGGAAUCCGCCAAGGUGUCCUCUUCCACGAAUAUCGUCGAAAAAUCUUCCAAAUCGCACAAAAGAUCGCGCGACUGCGAAUGCCAAGACGUGGCCAGUAAAAAGUUCCACUUGAUCGAGGAGAUGGAAAUGCAAGAAAAUGCAACAGGCAGCGAAAAGAUGGUGGAUGGAAUAUCUGAAAAAUGUAAACGGCAUUUCAUAAAAGAGGCAAGGGAGUUCGUGAAGAAGGAAUCGCCUCUGAUAGAUCGGUGCAUACAGGAUUUGAUAAGUAAAAAAUCGAAGGGGAAUUGGGAUUUGAAGAAUAAUCAAGAGGAAUUUUUAACUUGUACAGCUUUGAACAUCGCCACCUCCGACAUAUUUUCAAACAAAAGUUGGGAGAAUUCGGAUAAGAGAGUCGGGUCAACGUCGAACGAGCAACAUCGAGCGAUGGAGGCGAAAAAAUUGUUCGACGUUCAAAAUUCUGAAGAUAAACCAGAAAUUGGAGAUUCAUCGAUCGACAAACAAGUUGAUAUAAAAUCGGUCGAUCAUCUUUUGAAGCAAUCCUCAAUUGCCGAAAAGCAGUCGAAAAUGUGCACGGAUCUGUACAAACAAUUCUGCAAACAUCUGGAAGAGAUAGACAGUAAGAGAAAGCUUUUGAUCGAGCCGGACUUCAUGAAAAAAAAUAAAUCGGAUCACGAGGAAAAGAAACGUGACGUUCUAUCGCCAAGGGAGACCAAACAGUCGAAAGAGGAACAAACAAAAUCAUUGAUCGAGGUAAUUUCGGAGGACGCGACCACGAGCGUGGAGGAACUCGAAGUUGACAAGUUAGUUUUCGAUUCUGAUCCUGUGAUGGAUGCAGAGUUGAAAGAUAAAAUAUUAAAAACAAUUAAUACUCCGAAAAGCGAGGAGGAGAGAGAAAAGGGAAAGAGAUCGGCCGAUAAGUUGAUGAAGAUUUCCAGGGAAGCUAUGGCCAAGGGGAAAUCCUUGCUCGACCCAUCUUUCCCUAUCUGCGGUCAGAAAAACUAUUUCAAGGACAGUAGGAGAUUUUUCAUGAAUUUGCUGGAGGAUGAUUUUUCUUCCUCGGAAAAAGACGAGGAUCCAACGAAGAAUAUCGACGAAACGGAAUCGAUCAUGUUCAGAGAGAAUUCAGUUGCAUUGAUAGAAGAAAUAGAGAAAUUAUCGUCGAUCGAAGAUAACGGUAUACAGGGUAAUAAUGUUGUUGAUAUUGGAAAAGAAAACGUUACGAUUAUUUCAGAGAACUCUGUGAUGAAAAUAGAAGAAAUCGAGAAAUUAUCACCGACCGAAGGCAACAGUAUUCAAGAUGGUGAAAUUCUCGAUAUGGAAAAAGAAAACGUGAACAGAGUGAGGAAAAGUUUGGAGAUGCAGAUUGUUCAAGGAAACUGAACAGGGAGGGGAGGAAAAAGCUGGAGGGGAAAAACAAAUUUUGACGAGAUAUUAGCAUUUAAAAAAAAUCUAAAGAUAAUUCUAAAAAAAAAAAAAGAAAAAAAAAAACUUCGUAAUAUCGUGAAAAAAAAUCCUAGUUGUAUAAGUUAAGUUGUAUCACUGUAUUUUUCUUUCGUUUGUAAUUCUCGAAUAAACGAAUUAAGUUUCCAUUUAUUAUCGGAUCGA